UAAUUGAGAAUUACAUAUUUUUUCGUAACGAAUGCCAUCUAUUAUUUCUAUAAUUUAUGACUUCAGUCGAAGCAUCUGUAACGUGAACGUUCGGAACUCCUUUGAAAGGCUUAACAAGGAGUCACCUCCACGUUCUUCAUUUUGACAGCAGCAUAAGGACAAGUAAAUCUCCGACAUCAUGCCACCAAAAAAGUCUAUGGAAGAAACUGAUCGAUUGACUCGUAUAGCUAUUGUAAAUUCCGACAAGUGUAAACCUAAAAGAUGUAGACAAGAAUGUAAAAGAUCAUGUCCUGUAGUGCGAAUGGGGAAACUUUGUAUAGAAGUAACUCCAUACAGUAAAAAAGCAUCUAUUUCUGAAGAACUGUGUAUAGGAUGUGGUAUUUGUGUAAAGAAAUGUCCAUUUGAAGCCAUAUCUAUUAUCAAUCUUCCUAGUAAUUUAGAGAAAGAAACGACGCAUCGUUAUUCCAAAAAUUCAUUUAAAUUGCAUAGACUUCCUAUACCACGUCCUGGGGAAGUCUUGGGUUUGGUUGGGACAAAUGGUAUUGGAAAAUCUACCGCUUUGAAAAUUUUGGCAGGAAAGCAAAAACCAAAUUUAGGUCGAUUUUCUGAUCCACCGGACUGGACAGAAAUAUUAGGUCAUUUUAGGGGUAGCGAAUUACAAAAUUAUUUUACCAAAAUAUUAGAAGAUGAUUUGAAGGCUCUUAUCAAACCACAAUACGUUGAUCAAAUUCCAAAAGCAUUGAGAGGAACGGUUCAACAAUUUUUAGAUAAAAAAGAUGAAUGCAAAAAUCAAAUAGAAAUUUGUCAAAUGUUGGAUCUAAUGCAUAUACUUGAUAGAGGUGUCGAAGCUCUUUCAGGAGGAGAACUUCAGCGUUUUGCUUGCGCUAUGGUAUGCAUUCAAAAUGGUGAUAUUUUUAUGUUUGAUGAACCGUCUUCGUAUUUAGAUGUUAAACAACGUCUCAACGCAGCUGUAGCUAUUCGAUCAUUAAUUCAUCCAGAUAAAUUUAUAAUCGUGGUGGAACACGAUUUAUCUGUGUUAGAUUAUUUGUCCGAUUUUAUAUGCUGCCUGUACGGUGUACCCGGUGCUUAUGGUGUCGUUACUAUGCCUUUUUCUGUACGAGAAGGUAUAAAUAUAUUUUUGGAUGGAUUCGUUCCUACUGAAAAUUUGAGAUUCCGUGAGGAGUCUCUUGUUUUUAAGGUUGCAGAAAGUGCAACCGAAGAGGAAGUGAAACGUAUGAAUCAUUAUGAAUAUCCAGCAAUGACAAAAACAAUGGAUUCUUUUACAUUGCACGUUGAAAAAGGACAAUUCACGGAUUCUGAGAUUCUUGUAUUGUUAGGAGAAAAUGGUACUGGAAAAACAACAUUUAUAAGAAUGUUAGCAGGAAAUUUACCUCCUGAUGAUGGAUCAGGAAGUAUUCCGUUGUUGCAUAUAAGUUACAAGCCACAAAAAAUCAGUCCUAAGUCUCAAGGCAUCGUGAGACAAUUGUUGCACGAGAAGAUCAGGGAUGCUUAUGUUCAUCCUCAAUUUGUAACCGAUGUAAUGAAACCUUUGAAAAUUGAUGAUAUUAUGGAUCAGGAAGUACAAAAUUUAUCUGGGGGAGAAUUACAACGUGUUGCCAUGGCUCUUUGCCUUGGUAAACCAGCAGAUGUUUAUUUGGUUGACGAGCCAUCAGCUUAUUUAGAUUCUGAACAACGUUUGGUAGCUGCAAAGGUCAUCAAAAGGUUUAUAUUACAUGCAAAGAAAACAGGAUUUGUAGUAGAGCACGAUUUUAUUAUGGCUACUUAUUUAGCUGAUCGUGUGAUUGUAUUUUCUGGUACGCCAUCAUUGAAAACGACUGCACACAGUCCGCAAUCUUUAUUAAAUGGUAUGAACAGAUUUUUAGAAUUAUUAGGUAUUACUUUCCGAAGGGAUCCUAAUAAUUUCAGACCAAGAAUUAACAAAAGUCAAUCAGUAAAGGAUUUAGAACAGAAGAGAGCUGGUCAGUAUUUCUUCCUGGAAGAAUAAGAAAGUCCACACGUGUCUCGUAUACGAAUUGGAUAGCAGCAUAUGCAAGAUAACGUUAAGAUACUUUGGUGAAGUUUAUAUUUACACACAUUGAUAAAGGAUAUCUCUUAGGAUCAAUGUGAAAUAAUUCUUAUAAUAAUAAUUGUAUUUUAUGCGAAAGGGAUGAGACAUUUGUUUUACCAUCAAAAGUGAUCUAUUAUUCUGUAUCUUGCACGAAAAUUCUCUUCUCAUUAAUUUAUAUUAUUAUUAUUAUUAUUAUUAUUAAUCAAAAUGGAAAUAAACAUCACAAUUGGAUAUGUGACAUCUGGAAUAGGUUACACCUGUGUAAAAAAAAAAAAAAUAAAAAUAAAAAAAAUAAAAAAAAGAAAAGAAGAAAAAGGACAAGGAAACAAAACUAACAAAACAUGCAAUAUGUAAUAUCUUUUUGUAUAAAAUAUUGAUUACUAUAAUGUCCGCGCGUAGAAUUAAUUUAUAAUUAAUAAGACAAAAAAAAACAGAAGAUGAAUAAAUAUAAACAUCAUGAUUUUCGUGUACGCUCGCUAUGCAACAUAUGAACACAUUGUAAGGAUAUGAAAUAUAUGAUACGUCAUAAGAAGGAAAUAUUCCACACGUA
Molecule: messenger RNA, 2618 nt
Organism: Vespa velutina
Lineage: Eukaryota; Metazoa; Arthropoda; Insecta; Hymenoptera; Vespidae
Gene: pix
Product: protein Pixie
Exons: 9
Coding region: 179-2005 (608 amino acids)
Biological process (GO): translational termination; translational initiation; ribosomal subunit export from nucleus
Molecular function (GO): ATP hydrolysis activity; iron ion binding; ATP binding
Source: RefSeq, a predicted model, not a curated record